CAAUAAAUAAUAGUGCAGGUAAAACAAAUGCUCUGAGCUGCCCCUGCCUGAUUGCGGGUUUUAUGCAUCAACAAAUCCAAUGCGUUGCCAGCUAAACUUCUCUAGUAGUAGGUAUUAGCAGUGGAGCUCAGCUCAGCUCAAUAAUUUUCAUCUUCAAAUCCAUCCCCUGCUUACCAUGAUGCAGAGAUGGAGCAGGAAGAGAUCCCAUUUUCCUUUGGCUGCUUUUGUCUUGCUCGUCUUCAUAGCUUGUUCAAUUCUCUAUAACGAAAGUAGCAUUCAACACAUCCAUGAACACUCAGAUCAUGUCUCUCGCAAACCAGAAACUACAGCUGCUUAUAUUAAACCAAAUCUUCCUACCCACUCGACGCGAGCUCCAGAGUUUUUGGAUAGGUUCGUUAGUUGCAACUCUACUAGAGUGUACAUUGGUAAGAAAAUCCGGUUGGUUGAUCCGAAACUGAAAUUGGAUCGACGGAGAGAGGGUUUGGAGAGUUGUGAUGUGUUUUCGGGUAAAUGGGUAUUCGAUAAUAUAUCUUAUCCGCUUUACAAUGAGUCCGAUUGUCCGUACAUGUCGGACCAAUUGGCAUGUCACAAGCAUGGAAGGCCUGAUUUGGGAUAUCAGUACUGGAGGUGGCAACCUCACAAUUGCAAUUUGAAGAGAUGGAAUGUGACUGAAAUGUGGGAGAAGUUGAGAGGGAAGAGACUGAUGUUUGUGGGUGAUUCACUAAAUAGAGGGCAAUGGAUAUCGAUGGUGUGUUUGUUACAAUCAGUGAUUCCAGCAGAUAAGAGAUCCAUGUCACCAAAUGCUCCUCUUACCAUUUUCAGGGCAGAGGAAUACAAUGCUACUGUGGAAUUUCUCUGGGCCCCACUUCUUGUUGAUUCUAAUUCUGAUGACCCUGUGAAUCACAGAUUGAAUGAGAGGAUAAUCCGUCCAGAUUCAGUUCUAAAGCAUUCAUCAAAGUGGGAACAUGCUGAUAUACUAGUUUUCAACACGUACUUGUGGUGGAGACAAGGCCCUGUUAAGCUGUUAUGGAGUGAUGAAGAAAAUGGAGCUUGUGAAGAAUUAGAUGGGUUAGGAGCUAUGGAGUUGGCAAUGGAGUCCUGGGCAGAUUGGGUAGCUUCUAAUUCCAAUUCCCAUGAGAAACAGGUCUUCUUUGUGACCAUGUCUCCAACACAUCUCUGGAGCCGGGAGUGGGAGCCUGGAAGUGAAGGAAAUUGCUAUAGCGAGAAGUCCCCUAUUGCUAGGGAGGGCUAUUGGGGAAGUGGCUCUGACUUGCCCACAAUGCACAUGGUAGAAAAAAUCCUCAGCAGAUUGGGUUCGAAGGUUUCUGUUCUUAAUAUCACUCAGUUAUCUGAGUACCGAAAAGAUGGCCACCCUUCCAUCUAUCGAAAAUUUUGGGAAACACUGAGCACCAAACAGUUGUCAGACCCGAAGACCUACUCUGAUUGCAUUCAUUGGUGCUUACCUGGUGUGCCUGAUGGAUGGAAUGAAUUACUAUUCCAUUUUUUGUAAUGCACGUAUAUCCUUCCUGGUCUUAGCAGUUUCAAAUAGCAAUAGUAAAAGAAUUCUAGUGAAGCUCAUGUGUCCCUGGAAGGGAAUGGCUAAACUGCUGCUUAAACGCCUGAUACUUCAGAAGAAACGAUUGGGAAGAACAAGUGAUUCUUGUGGGCUAGCGAUUAGCCAAAGCAAAAGCUUCAGUGCUGUCACAAGUGCUGACUGUGAAUAUAUAUUGAGUGGCUCACACGAACAAAAAGAAAAAUUUUGAUUUGAUUCAGCCCUGAUUUAGUGGGAGCAUAGUCUUGUGGAUUGUUAUUGAAAUUCAGAUAAAAUAAUAUUUAAUUUAGCGAGCUUCAUUUUGCAA
Molecule: messenger RNA, 1859 nt
Organism: Hevea brasiliensis (rubber tree)
Lineage: Eukaryota; Viridiplantae; Streptophyta; Magnoliopsida; Malpighiales; Euphorbiaceae
Product: protein trichome birefringence-like 35
Exons: 6
Coding region: 176-1510 (444 amino acids)
Cellular component (GO): Golgi apparatus
Molecular function (GO): O-acetyltransferase activity
Source: RefSeq, a predicted model, not a curated record